Messenger RNA from Lutzomyia longipalpis, 1095 nucleotides. RefSeq names its product glutathione S-transferase theta-1-like. NCBI's taxonomy places the organism in Eukaryota, Metazoa, Arthropoda, Insecta, Diptera, Psychodidae. Gene Ontology annotation, biological process: glutathione metabolic process. Gene Ontology annotation, molecular function: glutathione transferase activity. The record is from RefSeq and is a predicted model, not a curated record. Bases 247 to 939 code for a protein of 230 amino acids. The transcript is spliced from 3 exons. Gene Ontology annotation, cellular component: cytoplasm.
CACAAGAAUGUCAACAUAAAAAAAUCAUAAAUAACAUUUCCUAAUAAAGAUAAUUCUGUGAAAAUAAAUAGAGAUUUUAAUUAAUUAAUUAAGCUUUUCAAACGACAAAAUUAAUCAUCAAGUUCGUCAUCUUAUUAAUAGCUUUCAGGUGUGUGAUAGUGGUGAUAGUGCACCUGUUUAUCAACACAGCCAAAAGCAACAGGGUUCAAAGCUCAUUUAGCCGGAAAAAUCGCGAAUUUUCCAGAAAUGUCGGGGGUUGCUUUCAAAUUUUACUACGACCUCCUCUCUCCACCUUCCCGGGCACUCAUAACAUUCUUCCGGGUUGCAAAUAUUCCCGUGGAACCCAUUGCUGUAGCCCUCCGGAAAGGAGAACAUCUCACGGAGAAGUACAACAAGGAAGUGAGUAGAUUCCCAAAGCUUCCGUGCAUCAAUGAUGACGGGUUCCGGUUGUCUGAGAGUGUAGCCAUAGUGCGGUAUGUCAAGAAGACAAGAGGAUUUGAUGAUUUCUGGUAUCCAGAGGAUUCCCAGGCACAGGCACUUGUGGAUGAGUACCUGGAGUGGACACACACAAACAUUCGCAUAAGUUCCGGAUUGUACUUCUUCACAUUGUGGCGGAAUCCCUUGAUGACGGGGGAGAAGCCGGAUGUGGCGGAAGUGCGGAAGUUGGAGGCUCAGCUGAACAACACAUUGGACAUCAUGGAGAAUACCUGGUUGAAAUGCAAUUCCUACAUUGCCGGGGAACAGUUUACAAUUGCUGAUGUUUUUGCAGCAUGCGACAUUGAGCAACCGAGAAUUUGUGGCUUCAAUCCUCUUGAUUCCCGACCAAAGCUCACAGCAUGGUUUGACCGUGUGAAGAAGAAGCUCGAUCCUGCUUUCACGGAACAUCACAAAUUUAUCUACAAAUACGGCCAACGGUCUCUGGAAGCCGCCAAACUCUGAGAAUGAGGAAGACCUUCUGCGCCGACGUGCCAUCCACACGUUCCACAGCAGGUGCUUCUGAUGUUGUCAUACUCAUGACCAAAAAUUUUGUGGUGCAGGAUAAAAUAAAAAGAGAAAAGGGGCUUCUUUGAAUAAAAUUCCUUAGGGUACAGUGCA